Molecule: messenger RNA, 7302 nt
Organism: Gymnodraco acuticeps
Lineage: Eukaryota; Metazoa; Chordata; Actinopteri; Perciformes; Bathydraconidae
Product: RIMS-binding protein 2
Biological process (GO): neuromuscular synaptic transmission
Molecular function (GO): protein binding
Source: RefSeq, a predicted model, not a curated record
AGAAGCAGUGAAAAAGAAGUGAGCGGAAUGUUAAAGCCCGACUGAAGCAAGGAGCAGAGGGCGCAAGAGGAAGCGUUGACACAUUCAGGGUGGGACUCGGGGACUGUUUUCUCUGAGGGUGCCGAGCUACUGUAGCUCUUUUUGCCAUCACUGUAAGGGAGAGACUUCCAGCCUGCUACAGUGCCAUACAGACCGCAGAGCUGUUAAAGCUGCAGAUCAGAAACGCUCAUUGCAACUCCAGGCACUCCUGCACCGGCAUACACGUGCAUACGCAUGGAUGCAGCACCUCCGCCUUCACUGCCAGUUUGGGAUGUGACCGGAGGGGAAGAGAUUCAUUUUUGGACAAAAAGGGUAUUGCCUUUAAGGUCAAUAGCUGUACAUACAUGGCUGACUGCUGCACUGAUGCAAGUAAUUCACUUGCACACCAGAUGGCGAUAUGAAGUUUCCUCCCUGCAAGCUACGGGACACUUGGUCCACAAUGUGAGCCGUUUUCGACUGCUGGAGGAGAGAAACAGAGCUCUCAGGCUUGAGGUUGCCACGCUACGCCAAGAGAAACAGCAGUAUAGGAAACUGAGAGCAAAGCUCCAUGCUGCCUUGCAGGAGAAAAAUCGUCUGAACCUUGAGCUGAUCACACACCACCUGAAGACGUCCAAGUAUGACCAGGUGCGAUCAGACUGUGACCAGCUGAGACAGACCUUAGCUGUCGUGAGCCAGGAGAGAGACGUGGCCCAGCAGCAGAAGAGCCACCUCCAAGGCAGAGUGGAGAACCUGGAGCAGGUGCUGAAGCAUAUGCAAGAGGCUGUGGAGCUGAAGCAGCAGCUGCAGACGGAGCAUGAGCAAGCCUUGGUGGCCCUUCACACCAAGCAGAAGGAGAUCAAUCAACUGCAAAAGGUCAAGGUUUGUGACCUGGAGCAGAGAUGCAGGUCACAGAGUGAACACUUCCAUCAGCUGUCCAACGAGCUGCUGAAUUUCCGUUUGCAAUCAGAUACUGUGUACAUCCCUAAAAUAAAUCCCGACUCCAGAUCCCAGUUCCCUCUGUCAUCAGAGCAAAGACGUUCACAAGCCAGCCUUGGAUUUGAAGCCCACACAAAGACAGGCAAUGAGAGCGCCUCAGACCCGCCGCUCCUGAUCUCCCGGUUCUUACCCCGCCAACCACAGACUGGAGACAGAGACAGACAGGACCUGCUGUCUGUCAAACACAACACCGUGACAACGGACCGCCCCAGCAGCCCCCGACAGCGGACCCCCUCCGAGAUGGAGGAUGAGGCCAGCCCCUCACCCAGGUCCAAGCCUCGUUACACAGGCCAGGUCCGCCUUUGCACUGCCCGAUACAGCUAUAAUCCUUACGAUGGACCAAACGAGCAUCCUGAAGCAGAACUCCCCCUUGUGGCUGGGAAGUAUCUGUACGUGUACGGAAACAUGGAUGACGAUGGUUUCUAUCAAGGGGAGCUGCUAGAUGGCCAGCGAGGACUCGUUCCUUCCAACUUUGUGGAAUUUGUCCAGGACAAGGAGAAACUAGCGAUUCAGGCCGGCGAUGGAGGGGAGGAGCGUGGCUCACGGGACCAUAUGUCCCUGGCCUUAGUGGCUUAUGAUGGAGGUUUCUCCCAAGAUGGCCCUCUGGGCUCAUGUAACGCCUUGGUUCCCUAUAGCAAUGGGACAGGGGGGCCCCUGGACCCUGAGGACCUGGCGGAAGACGUUGUGCCUUAUCCCCGAAAGAUCAACCUGAUCAAGCAGCUGGCACGGAGCGUCAUUGUGGGCUGGGAGCCUUCACUCGUGCCUUUAGGCUGGGGGAACAUCUCCGGCUACAACGUGUUGGUGGACGGGGAGCUCCGGGCCAGCGUGGCGUACGGCGGCCGCACCAAGAGUCUGCUGGAGAAGCUGGACCUGGACGACUGCGUGCACCGCGUGUCCGUGCAGAGCGCCACGGAGCGCGGGCUCUCAGACGAGCUGCGCUGCACCCUGCUGGUGGGGGCCAACGUGGUGGUGGCUCCCUGCGGCCUCCGGGUGGACGACAUCCAGCGCGACACCGCCGAGCUCUCCUGGUUGCCGAGCAACAGUAACUAUGGCCACACCGUGUUCUUGGACGGGGCGGAGCAUGCGGUGGUAAAGCCGGGAAGGUACAGACUACGCUUCAUCAAUCUGAAGCCCCUGACAGUUUACAAAGUGUCGGUGGUGGCACAGCCGCACCAGGUGCCAUGGCAACUGCCGCUGGAGCAGAGAGAGAGGAAAGAAGCCGGCGUGGAGUUCUGCACUCAGGCGGCAGUGAUCCAGGAGAGUGGAAGACAAAGAAUGAGCUGUAGCCCCCCCCAGCCUCCCCUUGAUGUGCAGGUGCUUUGUGGGCAGGCUCCAGGGGUCCUACAGGUACGCUGGAAGCCCCCCAUCCUCUCCCCCACUGGCACAUCUAAUGGGGCCAAUGUGGUGGGUUACGCAGUCUGCACUAAAGGACAGAGGAUAGCUGAGGUGCUGUUCCCCAUGGCAGACUACGUGACUGUGGAGCUGACGAGGAUUCAGUGCCUGGAGGCGAGGGAAGUGAUCGUCAGGACGCUGUCCGUGCAGGGGGAAUCCCAGGACUCCCAAAUCGCCGUCAUUCCAAACAAUCUCCUUGUGCCUGCACCUGCGAUCCCCCUUCCCCCUCCAAUGCACCCCCACGCAGGCCCCCCGCCCCACCCUCAACCCCACCCUCAACCCCACCCUCAACCCCACCCUCAACCCCACUCUCAACCCCACUCUCAACCCCACUCUCAACCCCACUCUCAACCCCAUCCUCACCCCCAACCCCACCCUCAACCCCACCUCCCAUCCCCUCACCAUCCUCACGCACCACCCCAACUUCCUGGUCCACCCCAGGCGCAAGGACAACAACUCCAACCUCACCCUCAACCCCAUCCCAGGCAGCCCCACCCAGGCGGACCCCAGCAGCCCCACCCAGGCGGACCCCAUCAGCCCCAGCUUCGCCCCCCACAUCCUCAGCCCCUGCACCUUCAGCCCCGCCUCCCCCACCAAGGUCCUAGGCCCCAGCACCAACUGCCUCUGCUACCCCACCCUCAUCACCACCCUAUACCUCAGAGACCAGUAUGUGCCAGAGACCUGGAUGCCAAAGAGCACGCGGCCCACCAAGGGGGGGCCUUCCCACCGGGCCAGCCUAGCUGGGACCCCUCUCGCUCGCCCUCCUCCCAGCCUCCUGGGCCCAUGCAAGGCCACACUCUGGAGGCCCCUCCCUCUGCUAAUCUACGCUCCCCCUCCCCCCAGCGGAUUCUCCCUCAGCCUAGAGGCACGCUCAUCCCGGACACCGUGGCCAAAGCCAUCGCCCGAGAAGCAGCGCAGAGGGUGGCAGCAGAGAGUGGCAAGGGCGACAGGAGGCAGGUCAGAUACGGAGAGCAGGGUCGUACGUUUCACCAGCAUCACUCUGACGAGGAAGAGGAGGAUGAAGAAGGGUUUGCACGCGGCCGCCGAAGAGGACCCUCAGUCGAUGAGUUCCUCAGAGGCUCGGAGCUUGGGAGGCCGCCUCACUAUAGUCACAAUGAAGAGUAUCACAGCGAGAGCAGCCGGGGCUCUGACCUGUCUGACAUCAUGGAAGAGGAUGAGGAGGAGCUGUACUCUGAGAUGCAGCUGGAAGAGGGACGUCGACGCAACUCGCACAACACACCCAAGAACAACACUCCUGGAGGCCGCCAUGACCGAGAGGGGAGAAGAGUUCCUCACGGGGGGCCGCAGCCUCAGAGGCGGCCUCUGAUGGUCCCCUCCAUUGAGGUAACCUCUGAGAAUAACAGUGAGGGAAACCCCGUCACCGAGGAUGUUUAUGGCAGAGUAGCUCGGCACAAGACGCGGUCGUCCCGCAGGCAAACGGGCGGCACCAGGUCUCCCCAGGAUGGAUACAGGGAUCGCCGCUCCCCCACGUACUACGAUGAGUCGGAGCCGGAGGAGUCCUUCCGGAUCUUCGUGGCCCUCUUUGACUACGACCCUCUGUCCAUGUCCCCCAACCCAGACGCAGCCGACGAGGAGCUGCCCUUCAAAGAGGGGCAGAUCAUUAGGGUGUACGGUGAUAAAGACACAGAUGGGUUCUACAGGGCGGAGGUGAGGGGCCGGAUGGGGCUGAUCCCCUGCAACAUGGUGUCAGAGAUCAGAGCUGAGGACGAGGAGACCAUGGACCAGCUCAUCAAACAGGGCUUCCUGCCCCUCAGCACCCCCGUGGACAGAUUAGAGCAACACAGAAGAGGCCUCCGUCGAGAUCAGGCCCCCCGGAGGAUGGUGGCUCUGUACGACUACGACCCCAGAGAGAGCUCCCCUAAUGUUGAUACGGAGGCCGAGCUGACCUUCUGUGCUGGUGACAUCAUGGCUGUGUUUGGAGAUAUUGAUGAGGACGGAUUUUAUUAUGGUGAGAUCAACGGCCACCGCGGUCUGGUUCCCUCGAACUUCCUGGAAGAAGUGCCUGAUGACGUGGAGGUGUAUCUGACCGACACCCCGUCCCACCAGCCCCAGGAAGAGCCUGCCAACCGCCCCCCCCCCAACCCUGCGGCCAGCGUCUCGGAGGGCAAACGGGUUGCCACAGAAACCACCGACACGGUCGACAACGGCGCCGCGCCUGUCCGAGCGCCGUCCCCCAUCGCUCGGCCCCUCCUCCCAGGGACCAUGAGACCCAUCAGCCCUGCGAGGGGCCCCCGCCUCCCUCUGGAACCCCGGGACCCCCGGGACGAAGAUAUGGCGAACAAGAAGAAGAAAGGACUACUUUCCAAGGGGAAGAAGCUCCUGAAGAGACUCUCCCCUGUGAAAUAAGAAGAGAGAGCGUACAUAUCGGGCUCUGUUUAUUGCAUCCAUACAAUCAACUCUGAUCCAACAGCACAUGACAGAGGAUGGACUGUGAGAGCCUAUUUUAAUAUAACAAGUGAUACAAUUAUUCAUGUACGGAUAUAAAUCACGUAAAUUAUGUACAGUGCAGUGCCAAAAUCAAGAGAGGUCGCCUGCAGACACAAAAACAUAUUACUGUGAUGUAUUUUAAAUCAACGGAUGACUUAAAAAAAAAAAAAAAAAAAAACUAGGAUUUUCAUGACAUGUUUUUUUCUUUAUUGUAAACACAAUUCCUUUCAAGCAGGGUAGCUGUGAAAACAAAGCAUCUCAGUUCCUUUCUUUUCAAAGCAAACAACAUUUAUGUGGAGUAUUGAUGUUGCCACUUCAAGGAAACAGAGACCAUACUCCUCUAAGAAAAUCUACACUGUUAUCGAGGCAUUCUGUGAAGUAAUGCUGGCUGCUAACACAAAGGCUUUAUUCAGUGCAAUAUCAUAGAGAGGCGGUAGCAUCAUGUGGGAAGAAAUGAGACAUUUCUACUUACCUGUGAUUUCAACAGAGGGGAGUUUUUCUAAAAAGUAUAUCAGAUUGGCAACAGGGCAUUACAGCUGUCUCAGUGGCCUUUAUGAAAACAAUAUGAGCGUGACAUUCCUCGUUUGAUUCACACCAGGGUUUCUUUGUUUCAUGACUUGUCUUUUUCCCGAGAGUUAAACAAGAGCAGAAGUGUUUGUUGUCCUCGCUGUCACACUGUCAUGAAACGCCUAGUUCUAAAGACUACAUUUUGUGUCUGUCUUCCUAUUGCACAAAGGUUGGUUUUGAUUGGUUAAAGAUGUUUGGUGUGCCUGAGUAUGUGAUGCGUUCAUGUUUUGCACCGCUCAUGUUUCUUGUUCACUUUUCAUUUCUUUUCUGAAGGAGAGGCCAUGCAUUUAUGGAUCCUGUGAUUUAGUGAUGUGCUGCUACCUCCAUUGCCUGUGCACUGUUCAGUUUUGAUGUCUCAUGUUGAUAUAGCCGGCCAAGUUAAAGCCUCGUAGAAUACAAACAGGUCCUGCUGGAGGUCUGUGAAGAGAAAUCUGAAAUGAUUUAACAUUUUGUAUCCGGCCACAUUUAUUCUCUACAUGACUCUUACUCACAGAAGGACUAUAUAUAGUAUACUUUAUAGGGAUUUGGGUAAAAAACACAUUUUAUUCCUAUGAUCUUGGAUAAUGUACCUAUUUAUGAAAUAAGCACAUGUACUCAAACUCUGGAGACUGAGGUUUAUUUAUUUAGAAACAAGCCAACCUAUUUGCAUAAUGCCACAAGAUUUGCAUUCAGAAAUGUCAUCAGGUCAGACAAAACUACUGAAUAUUCUGCAGACUGUCACACUGACUCUCUACUAAUUCUGUUUCUCAUAUAUUGUCAGUUUAAAAAGCCCCAACAUUUAUCUUUAUUGCAAGAUAGAUGACGCUGCAUGAAGUGAGAACAAUACUGACGUUCGAAUUAAGGUUGAUGACUGAAACUGAAUGACAGCUUUUAUUAUUGAGUUAUGUUUUACUUGAUUCAAAGUCAUUUUUCCUAUCAAUAUUCAGUUUAAGUUUACAGUUUAUCUUAGAUUCAGCAUGGUUUUUUGACUUCAACAUUCUGUUGCCUGAAUUUCUAACAACCUUAGUUAUAACAGCUGUUUGCUGGUUUUCAGAAAAUUGCAACGCCUGUAGUUUGGAGAUCAAAUAAAAUGUUGAUUCGGAGCUCUAAAAUGCACCGAAAAACAAUAACGAACUUUGAUAUCAUUUAAACUACAAUGCUAACAUGAUGGACACUGAUUGCAUAAGUCACAGCAAAUAAUUCAAACAUUUAUCUGGUGACCUUGAACACAACCCAAUUCCCUCAGUUGUGCUUGCUUUUGAGGGUUAUUGUGUGUGUAAAUUAUACAAGAUUAUAGAAAUAAUAUGUUGGAAUAACUUGGAUUACUAACACAAUCCCAACGUUAUGUGUGUUGUGAGGGUGGCAAAAAGUGCUCUAACUGGAGGGAUAGUAUGUUUUAUAGCUUUAAUAAAUUAAAAACGUCUAUCUCUGCUUAGUUUUUUAUAAUCUAUCAGAUUUAUCUUCCUCAUGUCAAGUUGCUCUCGAGGGUUCUUUGUCCUCAUUAUUUAUUAAAAUUAUUAAAUGCAAUGACAAGUGAGGGUUUUGCCAAAAUGGAAUGUAAGGGAAGUUUGGCUGGAUUUAGGUUUACAUGAUUUUUGUUCCAAAGCUUGUUGUGUAUAGUUUAUUUUUCACAAAGUCACACAUUCCUGCAACACGGUGUCCCAAUACCAACAUAAUUAUCUCGUGAAUGGGUGUAGUGUCUCUGAACGCUGUAGCUCUUUUGUACUUUGAAUCCAUUUGUAGAUAAUUUCUUAAUGUUUCUACUUGAUUUUACGACAGCCUUUUUGUUAGUGCACUGAGAGUUCCUCUCCCUGUAACAGACUGCAUUCUCCAUAGUGUCCUUUGAAUCAGAUGUAUCGGUCCACCGUAUGUGCUUGCUUUGUGAAUCAAAGGUUCAAAUAA